Molecule: messenger RNA, 2751 nt
Organism: Cavia porcellus (domestic guinea pig)
Lineage: Eukaryota; Metazoa; Chordata; Mammalia; Rodentia; Caviidae
Gene: Ovol1
Product: ovo like transcriptional repressor 1
Exons: 5
Coding region: 453-1514 (353 amino acids)
Biological process (GO): regulation of transcription by RNA polymerase II; epidermal cell differentiation
Cellular component (GO): nucleus
Molecular function (GO): DNA-binding transcription factor activity, RNA polymerase II-specific; RNA polymerase II cis-regulatory region sequence-specific DNA binding
Source: RefSeq, a predicted model, not a curated record
CGACAGGUAACAAAUAGGUGGGUUGUCACCGUUAUUUCCCAACGCAUGCGCCAUCGCUCGCCGGGUCACUCCAAGCUAAUUAGAUCAGAUCACCCCCCCUCCCGCCCCAGCCACCAACACACACCGCCGCGAGCCAAUAAAGCGUGAACCCGUCCGUCCGGCUCGCACUUUAAGACUUCGCGAGCGGCCGCGGGGACGCCAGUCGAGCCGAGGGACGCUUCCCCGCCGCUUCCCCGCCGCCCGGUGCACCUGGCUGCAAACGAGGAGCUGGAACGCGAGCGCGCCGUCCCAGCACCGUCGUUCCGCUGAACGUGGCGGGAGGGAGAGCCUCGGCGACUUCUUCUUCGAACUGUGUGGCUCCUUGCUAGUGUCUCCAGCCCAGCCGGAAAAAGGGGCGACAACUUCGGCUGUAGUUACCGAAGAGGACCGCGCCGGGCCAAGAGAGUUCGAAAAUGCCCCGCGCGUUCCUGGUGAAGAAGCCGUGCGUCUCCACGUGCAAGAGGAACUGGAGCGAACUCCCGGACGAGGAGCGCGGCGAGAUCUACGUGCCAGUCAGCCUGGGGUUCUGCCCUCCACAGCCAUACCGGGACCCGGAGCCAUCUGUGGCCGAACCUCCUUCCUGCUCCCUGGCUCUGGACAUGAGCCUUCGGGACUCCAGCUAUGGUGUAGCCUCAGGAACCUGCGUGGUGGCUCAGCUGCCCUCUGAAGACAUGGGCCGCCUGACAGAUGCUCAGAGCAGAGACCAGGGUUUCCUGCGCACCAAGAUGAAGGUGACCGCAGGGGACAGUCCUAGUGGAGACCUCUUCACCUGCCACAUCUGUCAGAAGGCCUUCACAUACCAGCGCAUGCUCAAUCGCCACAUGAAGUGUCACAACGACGUCAAGAGGCACCUCUGCACAUACUGUGGGAAGGGCUUCAAUGACACUUUUGACCUCAAAAGACAUGUCCGGACCCACACAGGCGUGCGGCCCUACAAGUGUAGCCUGUGUGACAAGGCCUUUACCCAGCGCUGCUCCCUGGAGUCUCACCUCAAGAAGAUCCAUGGUGUGCAGCAGAAAUAUGCCUACAAGGAGCGCCGGGCCAAGCUGUACGUGUGCGAGGAGUGCGGCUGCACAUCUGAGAGCCAGGAGGGCCACGUUCUGCAUCUGAAAGAACACCACCCCGACAGCCCACUGCUGCGCAAGACCUCCAAGAAGGGGCAGAGGCUGCUCUGGGCACAGGAAGACAUGCAUGGGCCUGGACAGGGGCAUGGCCAAGUGACUGGAAGCAGCCACCUGCAUCAACAGGUUCUCCUGGCAGCAGCGCUUCUGGGGGAUGCAGCAAGAGGGGACCCUGUCGCCCUUGCCCCUGAGCACAGGAAAGGGGCUUUGGUACUCCAGGGACAACAGAGUCAAGAGCACUGGCAGAGAACACUCCUGCAAACAACCACUGUGGGGAGCUGGCAGUGCCCCCACCUCCAGGCACACACAUGGGCACAGCUGUGUACGUGCAGGUGCACACCCAUGGCUGUGUAGCACUGCUCAGUGUGUGCUAGCACAUGUGUGCAGCAGGCGUGUGCAUGGCUGCACACAGGAGGCUUUUCCACAUAUCAUCACCUCAUUUAUGAGAAAUCAACCAUAAGGUGCCAAGGAGACUUCGUUUCCUUUUUUUUUUUUUUUAAGAUGACAAAUGUACAGAUAUUAAUAUAUAUUGUGGAGCCCAUAACUACUGUUUUUAAGAGAGGGAUGGAGCUGGCUUUUCUCCACUCCCAUGUGGUUCUAUUUAUCCUGGACAUUUCAAACCUUUUCUGUGCCUUAGUCUGGGGAUGACUGCCUGACCCACCCUCGUUCUUGGAGCUGUUUAACGGAACAAAGAUCUUCCUUGAGGCCCACUCUGAGGGUGGCUUGCUCCUUUUGUCCCUCCUCUUCUGCUGGACAGCGCCUCAAUGCUGCUACCCUUCCCUUCCUCUGUUUCUUGGCAAGCCCGGCUUUCCUGGAGAGCCUGUGCACUCCCAGGAGGCUGCAGAGGUCAAACAGGUGCGAUGCCAGGCCUCUGGCGCUCAGUCCACUACCCAAACUACCAAGGCAAGCACGGAGCCAGGCUGAACACCGGCCCUUUGCCUGUGUUAGUCAGAAACCUAGCACAGCAGCAAAGCACUGAGAUAGAAUCAUAAUACAUCAGAAACUUCCAGAGCGAGGAGAUCAUUUGAUAUAGUUAGCACAUUUUCUUUCUAGCCUUAUUUUUUUCUGUUUUCACAGUGGCCAGGCCAAGGAUUUGCCUGCCUGUGGAGAAAGGCAUCGCCAGGCUGUUUGACUCUCUGAGGGAGCGGGCAGGCUCCCUCGUGUGGCUGGAUUCUGGAGAUAACAGUAAGGGGACUGGGUGGGAUGGCAGGUUAUGACUUGUGAGUCAGAGGAGAUCUAGUCCUCCUGGGGGAAGGCAAGACUCAAAACAGCUGUGGACUGCCACAGACCAGGCAGCCCCUGGAAGCCAAACCCCACCAGAACCAGCCUGGCCUCCCUGCCCGGAUGCCAGGUCCACGCCCACUGGAAAGGAGGAAAUCUUCUGGGACUGCCUCCAAACUGUGUGUAGACUAACUCUGAGGACUUAUUUCAUUUUAUUUUCAUGUUCCACAAGUGCUAGAGUGUUAUCCGGAGGCUCUGUUUAUGUUUACAUCCCUGGAUCCCUGGGUUCACUGCCGAUACGAGGCAGUCUUGAAGCUCUGUGUUAUGUCUUAUUUUAUAGCCUUCCAUCUAAUAAAACCAGAGAACUAAC